CUCGUCUGCUAAGAAAACGCUGUUUUUAAAGGGAAACCAAGGUUGUUGAGGUCUGUGGUGGGCAUAGCGGGUUGAAGGUUGCUGCAGGCUGCAGAGCCCUGUGGAGCAGAAGAGCUGUGCCAUUCCCCCUUUUUUCCUCUCAUGUCCCCCCCUGUGUGUUUCCCUGUGUGUUAGUGACCCCGUUCCCCCACCCGUCCCCCACCUGAUCCCUCCUGUCGUGUUGCCACUCCAGCCCGAAGCCCCCCUCUCACCCCAUGCUUGGGACAAAGCCAGCUCACUACCAGCCCAAUGACUGCCUGGAUCGUCCUGCCUGUCAGCCUGUCUGCCUUCUCCAUCACAGGAAUAUGGAUAGUGUAUGCCAUGGCUGUGAUGAAUCACCAUGUGUGUCCUGUGGAAAACUGGUCUUACAAUGUAACAUGCACAGAGGAGCUGCCCCGACCCGGCUUCCCCAAGACAUGCUGCACCAUCCAGGACAUCCCCCUCAUCAGUAAAUGUGGUUCCUACCCUCCUGAAAGCUGCCUGUUCAGCUUGAUCGGCAACGUCGGAGCCUUUAUGGUGGUGAUGGUGUGCCUUCUGCGCUACGCCCAGGUGAUAGAACACAGCCACCGAUGUUGGGUCAACACCAGCGCUCUGGUGUCCGGCUGCACCAAUGCUGUGGGCCUGGUUAUGGUGGGCAACUUCCAGGUUGAUCACGCCAAAUCUCUACACUAUGUGGGUGCCGGUGUGGCAUUUCCAGCAGGGCUGCUGUUUGUAUGCCUGCAGUGUGUGCUCACCUACCGGGUGGCUGUGACCGCCCUCGACUACUGGAUGGCCCAUUUUAGAGUGGCUCUGGCACUGGGAGCCAUGGUUUCCCUCGUCCUCAGCGGCAUCUUCUUCAUCCAUGAGAGUUUCAUUUUGCAGCACACUGCCGCCAUCUGUGAGUGGGUCUUCACCGUGGACAUCUUGGUCUUCUACGGCACCUUCACCUACGAGUUUGGCACCGUCACCAGCGAGACCAUGAUGGCAGGCCUGCAGCAGAGCCAUCACCACGGCUCAGGGGUUAUCAUGGGCCCCAGGGCGCGGAGCUCAACAAUGGGCGGGGCGACUAAGGGCCUCAAGUCCCCUGGGGGCAGCAGCACGUCCACACAUCUCAACUGUACCCCUGAGAGCAUAGCUAUGUUGUAGCUCUGCAUCGCUGCCCAAAGGUCUAACAUGUCACUGCAGAGGUGUUUGAUGGGCUCCCAUAGGAAGGCAAGGUGACAGAGGUAGCCGAUGGAGGAAGAGAGAAGGUCCUGAUAUCUUUAACCAUUGAACCAACACCAGGUUAUCCCAUCUUUAAUGCUGUACUCCCCCAAUGUUGGUGCAAGCCACUACAGUCAAAUGUACUGUAGUGAUGAUGAGUGGAGGCUGAAUGUGUGGAGCCAGUCUGAGUACUGGAACCAUGAAUGUUAUCCAAGAUGGCUGUUGAUUUGGGCACUUGUUCACAGGAGUCGGUUGUUUUCUAAUGACACUUUUUUCUUUCCUUUUUUUAACUGUGCACCACUGGUGCACCCACAAAGUUAUUAUCCCCCUGCCCAGACACUCCUUCAUGAACUACCCAGUGCUUUGCGUGGCCCACCUGUUUUGGCCUUUUGCUUAUCUCUGCACGGCACACUUUUUGAAUGAGAGAAUAACAAUUUUCGUUUGAGUUUUGAAUUUGCGUAGUAAGUAGAAAAUAUUGAAUGUUUGAGAAGUGAAUAAAUAACAGUUAUGUAUGUUUUACAGGCUUUAAGCAUACAGCCUUUUUAAAUCAAUCGAGCAUAAAUUAUCCAUCAAACAAUUGGCAAAAAUCAUUUAUUUCACUGACAGUUUUAUUUGGUUGCACAGAUGAUUUUGACUGCAAAUUUUGAUGGUAUUUUUGAAUAAUUUUACAAACUAUAUGCGUAUCUUGAGCCACUAUCAUUCUUAAGAUUGUUUUUUAUGUCAUUGGUAUGCGAGUGCAGCAUGGCUGUGAAAGAAAGCUCUGCUGUGUUGUAACUAGGACCAUCACAGUCACUUUUAACUGAGAAUCUCUGUAGUCGUCUCCCUUGAUGUCAUUCCGUUAUUUUCCCACGUUGCAUAAUCUGAUAUUUCUUUUGUAACUUUUACAUUUCAUGCCACCUUUUGUUUCUGUCAUGCCUGGUGCAAUAAUUGCCAUCAAUCAUUUGAUAAUUUACACUCCGCUGGAGUGAAUAAUGCCUUUUUCAGUAUGUUGGAGUCGAUCACAGGGCUUUUUCUCUCUCUUUUUUUUUUUUUUUAAGCAACACCACAACAUUUUAAGUGACCUACAUCUCAUGGUAAAAUAGAUGUGUAAAGGUAAAACUGUAGUCUGACUAAUGCAUUUACAGAAUAAUUCUUGCUCUCACACUGUUUUGAUUCCAGGCUGGACCCUUGGAAGCCUUAUUUGAGUUUUCAGAACAGGUUUUCUGUUAAAUAUGAAAUGAUGUUACAGGGAAAGUUUUGUUAACUGAGAGAUGAAUUUGAUGCUUGUGUGCCAUAAACCUCAUAGCGUCACAGUGGCGUCAAUAUAGUGUUAUAAACAGACAGUACCAUACAGGUUGUAGACUGGAAGGAACGUGUGUCAUUGAGGUUAUUGUAUGAUUUCCUGUUGCCACUUUCUCAAAGUGAAUUAUCUUAACACCAGACUGCCACAAACUACCACUCCUCCAACUAAAGCUGACUAAUGCCACACAGUUUAGGUUAUACAAGUUUUUAGUUAAGUGAGCGAACUAUUUCUCUGUGAGCCAGCUGAGAAGUAUGUUUCAUAACACACAGUAUUCUGCCCUCUGCGUAGUGUUGAAACAUUUUUGACUGUCUAACCACUGGAUGCCAGCAAUACACAUUUUUUAAAAGGUCACAUCACCUACCUCUUAUCUUUUGUGGGUUUGAUGUUCUGAGGCAAAAGCUAGAGUUCCACCAUAUUUUCCAUCUCACAACGGUUUGAGGUCGAGCAAAGUAUUUAAUAUUAUGCUGGCUCAGCAAUCCACAGCUCGAUCCACAAAACCCUAACAAGUGUCAGCAUUUGACAGGACAGUGGAUCUGCUGUUUUACGAGCUGCGUAAUCAAGUCAGGUCAGUUUUCUUUAUUUUUGUGCAAAUUAUUUAAGUUCCCAUUCUUUUUGGGACUGCAGCAAUCCUGUGUUGUUCUGCAAAUCUCGCCAAAAAAGACUGGAAUCCACUGGAGUUUUGACUGGUAUUCUGUGUGUCCGCAGGAGGUGUAUGAAUUGGUAUGAGUGCACUGUUUUAGCCUUAUCCCUCAUGCUGUGCCAGGGGAACAUGUUCAGAUUUUCUUUUUUCUUUUUUUUUUUAAUCUUGUGUUCAGCUGUAGCCUAUUUCACCAAACUGUAACUAUGUCACACUGUGUGACUACAAAUGGCAGCUUGUAUGAGCCCUCACACCAGGGUUGGAUUUAUUCUGUAACAGCGUUUAUUCCAUAAUACCAUCUUCCACACGCCAAAAUUUAAAGGUGGAUUUUACUAUUUUUUCCUUUUUCUGUCAAAAUGUACACACCAGUAACUGUCAAAUGAUAUAUUUGUUGGUGGGAGAAUCCUAUAUUACUAAAGGCUGCCUGACCUGUACAUGUCUUGAACUCUUGCAACAGCAACCCAGAAACAGUGUCUAUAAAAAUGUAUUAGUCAGAUUUCCUCGUUUUGAAAAAUAUGUAAAAGAAUGGUAAUGGAGUCCGAGAAAUCCCCAGAACAAGUUUAAAAACACAGAUUAUUUUGUUUCCUUUUAUAAAUUAUGUAAAUAUGUAUGAUUUGUCUAUCAUUUAGGUAUUUUCAUUUGACAGAGAUUUAUAUUCAAAUAUGAAAUAAAAAUGAUAAAUUAUUA
Epinephelus fuscoguttatus (brown-marbled grouper) is the source of this 3827-nucleotide messenger RNA. RefSeq names its product transmembrane protein 150A-like. Lineage: Eukaryota; Metazoa; Chordata; Actinopteri; Perciformes; Serranidae. The record is from RefSeq and is a predicted model, not a curated record. The coding region runs from base 289 to 1164 and encodes 291 amino acids. Gene Ontology annotation, biological process: protein localization to plasma membrane. The transcript has 8 exons.